Fusarium oxysporum Fo47 is the source of this 584-nucleotide messenger RNA. RefSeq names its product DUF4267 domain-containing protein. NCBI's taxonomy places the organism in Eukaryota, Fungi, Ascomycota, Sordariomycetes, Hypocreales, Nectriaceae. The coding region runs from base 80 to 472 and encodes 130 amino acids. The transcript has a single exon. The record is from RefSeq and is a predicted model, not a curated record.
CCCAUACUAUCAAGGCUCCUGAUUGGAUCCCCAUAUCUUUCUUUUUGAACGCAAUAGUUGCAUUUCACCACAUCCAAAUAUGACAACAUUCUCAUCCAUUCCCUCUUACAUCCUCGGCGGCGCCUGUGUCAGUCGUGGUAUAAUGGCUCUCUCCUCACCACGAAAAGAGUACGGCCAUGUCGGUCUUCUUCUCGAACCCAGUAAAAUCGACACUGGAGGUGGUUCUGUUUCACCACUCAUGUACUUCAAGGGUCUUCGUGAGAUAUCAUACGGUCUUGCUUUGAUGGCGCUGCAACAUCAGGGCAAUGAGAGCGCCGUGACGACGUUUUCGGCGAUAUUGUCAAUUGUGAGACUUGGUGACGGUUUGGUUGUCUGGAUGAACGGCGGUGACGAGCUGAGAUAUAAAGCUGCUGGCCAUUGGAUUACAGGACUGGGGUUUGUUGGAUGGGUGAUUUGGAGAUGGAGUUACUAGAGUGCCAAGAAUGGAUGAGAAGUUGUAUAGGUCGGCAAGCAUAGACACGUAUUGAAUCAGAAGGUGAGAAAGGGUUCAACGAUUCUAAACAAGGCUCAGCUCACCACUCCUU